Thrips palmi is the source of this 624-nucleotide messenger RNA. RefSeq lists its product as uncharacterized. The transcript has 3 exons. Lineage: Eukaryota; Metazoa; Arthropoda; Insecta; Thysanoptera; Thripidae. The coding region runs from base 50 to 469 and encodes 139 amino acids. The record is from RefSeq and is a predicted model, not a curated record.
CGACGCGUUCGUACUGGACGUCCCCGGCAGGGGCCCGUUCCUGUUCCUCAUGACGCCCAACGCCUCGGCCGCCGAGCAGUCGGCCGCCAUCAAGCAGGCCCAGCAGCAGGCCGCGCAACUCCUCGCGGUGGACGGACAGUCUUCCCCUAUCGGCGCCGUGGCCUCCCUCAUCGGCACCACGCCCAGGCCCCAGGUCACCAAGCCCACGUCGGUCGGGCCGCUGCCCGUGCACCCCGUCGUCAGCGUCACCCCACCGCCACCGCCGAACCCACUACCGUCGUACCACUCCCUGCUGGACACCGACGAGCAGGACCAGCAGGGCGAGGAGGAGGUUGCUGUGGAGGAGGUGGACGCCCCGGACCAUUCAGAUGAGACACACACGCAUUCUGAUCUGGGGAAAGCGAAAGAAGAUGGCAGUGACUUCUCAUCACAGUCGUUCCUUGAAAGAUUGUUUCCGGAAAUGGUCUAACUUACAAUUGAAGACUGAGCCUACAUGUACCUAGUCAGGAUUUAACAGCCUCUUGCCAGCCCUGUCCUGGCCACAGUUGUUAAAAACAUUAUUACUGUAUUUAUAUUAUUUAUUGUACCUGCAGUUCUGCUGUAAAUAUAUUUAUUUCUGAACCA